UUCUGUAUGAUACUAUUCUUUAGCUUCUUAAUAUGAGUAUGAACUGGUUCAAGUAAUUUUUCUAAUACUUGAUGACAUGAAUGCUGACUAUUAUGAAACAGAGCCGUGAAGGGUUGUAUAUGGAUUUUUUAUAAUUUUGUUUAUGAUAAUACACCUAGUCAACAGCUGCCUCAGGACCCCUGUUUUAUAAUAUGCCUCUCUUUGCUUCUGUUCUUUAUUGCCUUAUUCUAUCUGUCUCCGUGUUCUCUCAUAUAAUUUCAGGGUUUUCUGCAAUCAAAUUUGCUCCAUGAAUUGGUGGUGGCUAGGAGCUAUUGGUUCCGCCUUACAUAGAAUAGAGAGUGGAGAUAUUCCAUCAAAAUACCAUAAUGUAGCACUUGUAGUUGGCGUGACUGGCAUCUCUGGUAAUAGUCUUGCAGAUAUCCUUCAGCUAUCUAGUACACCUGGUGGGCGGUGGAAGGUCUAUGGUGUUGGGCGACGGCGUCAACCUGAGUGGCAGUUUCACCACAACCAUGUUCAAUAUAUCCAAUGUGAUAUGGUUGAUCCUGAAGCUACCCAAGCUAAACUUUCACAUCUGAGUGAUGUAACUCAUGUAUUCUACGUUGGAUGGGUUACGAAAUCCACUGAAGAGGAAACUUACGAAGAGAACGGAAGAAUGCUGCGUAAUGUUCUUAAUGCGGUCAUACCUAAUGCGCCAAACUUGCAGCAUAUCUGUCUUCAAACAGGUCAGAAAUAUGCCCUACCUUCUUUGGACUCAACGGCUGAAAUUCAAAAUGAACCUCAAUUUGUAGAGGAGUUGCCCAGGGAAGAUACUACCGAUAGUUAUUAUGCUAUGGAGGAUAUAUUGGCUGAGGAAGUGCAGGCAAAGGAGAAUCUGACAUGGUCAGUCCAUCGACCUGCUGUUAUGCAUGGGUUUUCUCCUUACAGUACUAGGAACAUUAUUGGUUCGCUCUGUGUUUAUGCCACUAUAUGCAAGCAUGAAGGACAACACUUAAAGUUUCCAGGCAACCAGGCAGGCUGGGAUGGGUACUCAGAGGCUGCAGAUGCGGAUUUGGUGGCUGAGCAGCAAAUAUGGGCGUCACUUCAUCACCAAGGCAAGAGGCAAGCAUUCAACUGUAGCAACGGGGAUGUGUUCAAGUGGAAAGAUUUGUGGAAGAUUUUGGCUGAUGAAUUCGAAUUAGAAACCGUGAAAUUUGAAGAAGAUUCUAUUACUCUUGAAGAAAUGAUGAGGGAGAAAGGUCCUGUAUGGGAUCAGAUUGUACAAGAGAAGGAUCUGCUUCCUACUAGAUUCGACGAGGUUGGGACUUGGUGGUAUGUCGAUUCUGUCCUCAGAUGUCAGACUGUAUCAGACGAUUACAUUAAUCGGGGUAUGGAGAAAAGCAGGAAGUUCGGAUUUGGGGGUUCCAGAAACACUGCAGAUUCAUUUCGUUUUUGGAUCUACAUGACAAGAAAGUACAAGAUUAUUCCUUAAUCUGUUAGGUUGUUGUUGCUGCUGCUGCUAAUGGUAACUGAAGCAGAUUGUCAUUUGAAUUCAGUGGAAUUGUUAUUAUGCGUGAACUAUGAAUUGGUCUACAAGUUAUGUUGUGCCCUCAACUUAGCCAAAAGCCAGCCAUAGACCAGAUCAUUUAUGAUAAUGGAAUCCCACUCUCUUUGAUAAUCAUCAAAUCACACGUUAAUGGCACAUCUUUAUUUAUUUAUUUUUUUUUAAUCUUUUUUUUUUUUUUUUAAUGAAUUUUAUUGAAAUGUAGAGUACAAAGACUAGUAUUCUUUUUUACCAUUUCUCAAGUUUGAACUUUUAUGUAUCAAAAACCCUUUGUUAAAGUCAGACCAUAUAUAUUUAAAUUUAGGCUAUGUUUUAUAAUCCAAUUUGAAUUUUUUUUUGUUCGAGCUUGAUAAGAUCUGGUUUAAUCUAAUGUGAAUAUUUAUAGUUUAUUUUGAUUUGAUAUGACAAAUCUAUUAUUAGUAUUUAAACACACAAACCAAAAAUGCCACAUGCUCUCCUUCCCUAUUACCUUUCUUUAUAAAUCAUUCUGUUUUUCUAUAUUUGCAUAGAACUUCUUCAACUCCCUCCUUUAUUUAUCAAUAACUCUUUAUAUUCUAUAACCUAUACUUAAAUUUAACAAAUUGAAACCUUCUCCUCUUCUCCCUCUAUUUUUCAAUAUAAUUUAAUCACAUUUGUCUUUUAAUUCAUUGACCCCCAAUCUCUAAUAUAAAUACAAAUUUCCAUUAAAACUUUUUUCACAUCAUCUAAGUUCAAAAAAAAAAAAAAACAAAAUAUCCCUCAAAAUUCUAUGUAAAAGUUUUACUAUAAUGAAGAUGAUGAUUGAAAAGGAAAAAAUUGAGGCUGCAAAAAAGGGUGACUUGAAUUGGUCUAAAAAAAAAA
Molecule: messenger RNA, 2380 nt
Organism: Chenopodium quinoa (quinoa)
Lineage: Eukaryota; Viridiplantae; Streptophyta; Magnoliopsida; Caryophyllales; Amaranthaceae
Product: 3-oxo-Delta(4,5)-steroid 5-beta-reductase-like
Exons: 2
Coding region: 287-1468 (393 amino acids)
Source: RefSeq, a predicted model, not a curated record